AUUUGUGAUAUGAGAGGAUCAUUAGAACUACAAAAAAAACCUCAAGUCUUGCGUCUGUAUAUUCAAUGAGUGAAAUGUCAACUUGUGCUAAUUUUUUUUAACCUUACUUAAAUUAGAGUUUGUAGUAAAGCCUAAAUCAAGGAGAAAUUAUUGUUUGGUAAAAUUGAUCUAAGGCAUUUGAUUAUUCAAUAACAUUUUGUCGGCAACUGUCAUUAUCGGAAGUAAAUUAACCAUGCAGACUGAUUUUGUAUUAUUGUUGGGACUAGCUUGUAAACUCAGAUUUCAACAUUUUUGGUAACAAUUUUACAAUUUUGAGAAAAAGCUAGGCUUCCACCUUCAUGAUGCAAGAUAAUUUUGACUUGCAUGCAGUUAAAGGUGACAACAUCUGAUCAUGAGGUUAAAUAAAUACUCCCUUUGUAGAAUCGAUCAACAAUUGCAAAGGAUUAAACUCUGAUAAGCUAUUCAUAAUGAGUUUACCAAGCAGACCUCCGUUGGAAUCUAAAGAUUCAAGUUUUGAUGACCCACUGACAAUUAAUCCUUGGAAAGUUUUAGUGGACAACAUAUGUGAGAAUUUGGACAAAGAGCUCUAUACCAAGUUUUUGUUUCACUCAAAAGAGCUGGUACUUGAUGACUAUAAUGCUCUAGAGAAGAAUGGAGAGAGAGAUGAGUACAGGCAAUAUUUUAGUAAACUGGAAGAUAAUCUUGGUGAAAAUGGAGCAGUAGAUCAUCUUGAGCAUCUUGUAAGACACCUUGGCUUGCAUGGUGGAAUGGGUGAAAUUAAUUACACAGAAUGGAUUAGCAGUUACAAGGAAGCAAAGAUAGAGUAUAUUCGGAAAUGUGAGAGUGUUCUGAAGAUAGAUCCUGACUUUAUUGGUAGAGAACUUAUUCUUGAGGAUACACUGAAAAAUUUCAGAGCCUUUAAAGGUGUUACAUUGUGUGGUAUAAGUGGAAUGGGAAAGACCAGUUUGGCUGCCCAGGUGUGUGCCCGACUUGCAUGCAGUAAACCAAAGUGGAGGAUCAUCAUCCUCAAUCAAAGAGAAAAAUCAGAACUCAACGACUUGUUGUUGGACAUGAUAGCAGAAUUGAGUGCAGAAUUAGAUGGGAAUGAGUACAUGCAGUUACUGUCUGAAACAAACACCAACCAUCUAAAGGUCAAGUGUAACAAACUGAUAGAUGAGGUUCUUGAAAAACAACUAAAUAUACUGUUAUUGAUGGACAAUGUUGAUGGACAUUGUGAUGGAGAAGAUAGACAACAUGAUUUCUCUCAGUUUAUGAAGGAACUCCUAAACAAUAUUCCUCUAAAAAGCAGCGUAAGUCCAUAGACAAUUGGGAAUGUAGAUUGAAAUUGUGACUCCCAUCCGAGGCUUUAAAACCAGUUAUAUUCCGAUUUUGCAGUGUUUUUUUAUUUUCAAUUUUCAAAACAACCAGUGGCUUUCCAGGAAGG
Ruditapes philippinarum (Manila clam) is the source of this 1444-nucleotide messenger RNA. RefSeq lists its product as uncharacterized. NCBI's taxonomy places the organism in Eukaryota, Metazoa, Mollusca, Bivalvia, Venerida, Veneridae. The transcript has 5 exons. The coding region runs from base 468 to 1322 and encodes 284 amino acids. The record is from RefSeq and is a predicted model, not a curated record.